AUGUUACUCAACAAUCAAGUGCCAUCGGGCGAAUAUCGACAUAAUUUUGUUCGAUUGAUAUUUCUUAUUGGUUCGGUCAUUUUCUUUAUCGGCUUUAUUUUUGUCGAUCAACUAUUCGAACAAGGAAACACAGUAUUAAAAUAUUCAGGAGUGUUAGUAAAUAGAACGUAUCGUGUUGAACAAUUAUAUCCUAAUGAUAUCACACCAUCUAAUUGGGUUUAUCGCAGUUUGGAUGUAUUUAAUUAUUUCUGGCAGCUUGCUUGGUUAUUGUACUCGUUGAGUUUCAUCUUCCGUCGUUCGGCAACUGGUUAUCUUUAUUUAUCACCGAAUACAUUAACACCAACAUUUUCCAUUGUUUACGUUUUGGGUUUUCUGAUACAAACAAUAUGGCUUUUAUUUUUUCAAAAAAAUUAUACAAUUUGGAGUUGGAUUAUUUAUCUAGUCUCAUUUUUACUAUUAUCACUUGCUUUAUUUAUUAUUAAUAAUAAUUUAGCAGUAAAUAAGAAAAUCUAUGAAACUGAAGGAUUUGAUCGAGAUGUUUGGUGUCUUCGAUUUUUUGCCCAAAAUGGUGUUGCAUUCUUUGCCUGUUGGGCAGCCGUUCGUUUUGUUCUUACGUUCGACAUAUUUCUUCAAGUUCAAUGCAACUUAUCGGUUCUAAAUGCUGGCACAAUAUGCUUAAGUUUGGCAGCGGUCUUAGCUGGUGGAUUCUUUUUUGGAACAAAUUUUAAUGCAGCACUUGUUGAACGAUGUGCCUAUCAAUUUUCGCCAUGGGUGAUAUUCAUUAUAUUCUUUUGGGGGGUUGUUGAAAACAAUUGGAUAUCAAAAGAUAUUACAAGAAACAAUAUUAUUGCUGGUGUUGAAUUAUUAGUUAGUUUAGUAUCAGCUGUUUUGGCAUUAGCUCUCUUUACAAUGCGUUAUCGGGCUUCAAAAAUUGAUCCAAUCGCCUAA
Rotaria socialis is the source of this 948-nucleotide messenger RNA. NCBI's taxonomy places the organism in Eukaryota, Metazoa, Rotifera, Eurotatoria, Philodinida, Philodinidae. The record is from the annotation of a GenBank genome assembly.